Messenger RNA from Monopterus albus (swamp eel), 4328 nucleotides. It is a transcript of the gene usp12b, whose product is annotated as ubiquitin specific peptidase 12b. Gene Ontology annotation, cellular component: cytosol; nucleus. The transcript is spliced from 10 exons. Gene Ontology annotation, molecular function: cysteine-type deubiquitinase activity. Lineage: Eukaryota; Metazoa; Chordata; Actinopteri; Synbranchiformes; Synbranchidae. Bases 105 to 1244 code for a protein of 379 amino acids. The record is from RefSeq and is a predicted model, not a curated record. Gene Ontology annotation, biological process: protein deubiquitination.
GACUUGACAGCGCUAAUAGAGAGGGCAGUUCUGCCGGAACUGUGCCGCUGCAUCGGCGCUCGUAUUUUCAACAUCGGGGUUCGGUCCAACAUGGCGGCUUACGGAUGGAAAUACUGAUGACAGUCCGAAAGAUCGCCUCGAUUUGUACGAUGGGCGCCAAUGCCUCUGCCUUGGAAAAGGAGAUUGGACCGGAACAGUUUCCUGUUAAUGAACACUACUUCGGAUUAGUUAAUUUUGGCAACACGUGCUACUGCAACUCGGUGCUGCAGGCUCUGUAUUUCUGUCGACCAUUCAGGGAGAAGGUGUUGGCAUACAAGGUGCAGCCGCGUCGUAAGGAGUCCCUCCUCACCUGUCUGGCUGACCUGUUCAACAGCAUCGCCACGCAGAAGAAGAAAGUUGGCGUCAUCCCUCCUAAGAAAUUCAUUUCGCGGCUGAGAAAAGAAAAUGAGCUGUUUGACAACUACAUGCAACAGGAUGCCCACGAGUUCCUUAACUACCUCCUCAACACCAUCGCAGACCUGCUCCAAGAGGAGAAGAGCCAAGAGCGACAGCAGAACGGAAAACUGGUGCAGAAUGGAGGAGGAGGAGGAAGUGAGGGGGGAGGAGGAGAAGGGGAAGGAGGAAAGGAGACGCAACAGACCUGGGUCCAUGAGAUCUUCCAGGGAACACUGACCAAUGAGACGCGCUGCCUCAACUGUGAAGCAGUGAGCAGUAAAGACGAGGACUUCUUGGAUCUGUCGGUGGACGUGGAGCAGAACACCUCCAUCACGCACUGCCUCAGGGGCUUCAGCAACACGGAGACAUUAUGUAGUGAAUACAAGUACUACUGUGAGCAGUGCCGCAGCAAACAGGAAGCCCAAAAAAGGAUGAGGGUAAAGAAGCUACCGAUGAUCCUUGCCCUCCACCUGAAGCGCUUUAAAUACAUGGACCAGCUGCACCGCUACACCAAACUGUCGUAUCGGGUCGUCUUCCCCCUGGAGCUCCGCCUCUUCAACACAUCUGGGGACGCCACCAACCCUGACCGCAUGUACGAUCUGGUGGCUGUCGUCGUGCACUGUGGCAGCGGCCCCAACCGCGGACACUACAUCACCAUCGUCAAGAGCCAUGGCUUCUGGCUGCUCUUCGAUGACGACAUUGUAGAGAAAAUUGACGCGCAGGCGAUCGAGGAGUUCUACGGCCUGACGUCGGACAUUUCCAAGAACUCUGAGUCAGGAUACAUCCUGUUCUACCAGUCCAGAGACUGAACCAGCCGGCGGUAAAUCCCCAACAGACUGUCACUCAACAGAGGUGGAGGGGCUUAUUGCUGCCACCGGCUCAGCCCAAUACGCUUACAUAAGUAUGCAGGCUUUAUUCCCUGUAGGCGGAGCUUUGCACUGGAGCGUUGCUCAGAUCAGUUGAGAUGUGCAGGUUACAUGCCAGCCUCCUGGAUUAUGGCCGUUCAAAUCCUCUGAGCCCACAUUGCAAAAAGCACCUUUAAAAACAAACAAACAAAAAAAAAAAAAAAAAAAUGUGGCAUCAGCUGGGAAGACCGAGUAGCACCAAUCCAUGAGGCUGACAUUACCGUAUGCACAGUGGGUCCGUUUUAGAGAUAAAAGCAGUUUGGGACUGUCGAAAUGAUGCAGUGUGACCAAUCAGCUUGUUCAGAUAAGAGACCUAAGCAACCAGAGGAUGUCGAUUGUCGUCGUCAUGGUCACCAUCAGCAGCAUCAGUCUUCUUUACAGUUUUUUUUUUUGUGUGUGUGUGCAUAUUAUACCGCACUAACUUGGCUUUCCACAGUGAACAUAAAGCUUUCCUUAGCCCAGUGCUGACAGACAGGCACCAUGUAUUCACCUACAGGUUAAUCUGACAGCAGUGUUACAAGUCUCUGUCCAAACAAAACCACCAACACUACCUUCUAUCAAAUAGCUUGAACAUGUACUUCGAACACAGGGCGGUGUUGCAGUUGCUAGUUUGCAGUGUUUGUAUCAUGAACUGGUGCUAAUGACAUAUACAGUGUUAUAGCAGCGUGAAAUGAAACCCAGCCACAGCCGACAAACCGUAUCCGACUUUGACAGAUCUUUAGGGCUCAUUGUCACUUUUCUUAAAAUAAGUAAAUUUCUUUGUUUUUCAAUAUUCAAAAUAAGUAAAAUUUUGUGGUGUAACCAUUUAAUUAUUUGUGUUCUAUUAGCAGUUCAUGACGUACUGUAAACUGCAGAAAACGUGACUUUUAGAAGAACACAAAUGUAAAGUCUUGGUAAAAAUGACUUUACCUAAAGAACAGGGUUUUUUAAUGGCAGGAAGCUGUAAAAACUGAAAAGGAAGCUCCUUCCAAUUCACCUAUUAGUUCAGAUUUUGCAAAGCUAGCUGGCUAAGCAGUGAAAGUGGCAGGUGAAAGUUUUAGUUUAAGUUAUUAGCGUCCUGCCAUUGCGGGUCAUGUUCUGCGAAGACAUGAGAACGAGAGUGGUCAGGUAUUUCAACAUCAUAUGCCAACUUUUUGGAAGCAGGCAGAUUUAACAGUUUGAAAUUUGCUUUAGAAAGUUUGUGUUGUUUUAACAUUUGACUUUUUUGUAAAAUUGCAGAAUAUGCACUUUUGUAUCAUUUUAAAGGGACACAGAGUUUUUCUUUGACGUCCAAACUGUCACACUACAUCAAACCUGCCUGAAUGCUAUGUUGUCCUUUAGUUCCUUAUCAAAGUUUUAUUUUUGGACAGCAGACCAACACCUCUGUACACACCUUGCUGCAGCUGUUUGAGUGCACCCUAUAGUAUAAGCUGUGCCUCUGGGAGCCAGUCAGACCUUUUACAUGCUUCUCUCUGCAGAAUCUUUAAAUGGGAGCCAACAGUUCGCUGAUGUGGAGCUUGUACUGUUGCUUGACAACAUGGUAUAUUUAAUGAAGUAUCUCUUGUUUCAGUCUGUUUUAGCAGUUUAAAAUGGCUUCCCCUCCUCAGUGUCUCAAUCUAAAAGGUUACAAAUUGUGAUAUAAUGUUGAUUCAUCCUGAUAGUGGAAAUAAAGGGUCAUGUCACUAAUUGAUAGGAGCCGCUUUAAGAAUGAGGUUCUCUUCUUAAAAAUCUGGCAUUAAAUUACUGACGUGCUGAUAAUAUAUUUUAAUGGUAAUGUUUUUGCAUCAGGUAUAAGCGCUAAAGCAAAAAUAAUUUGGUCGAUUUAACAGAAAACUAAGUUUAAUCAUUCGGUAGUUUCAAGUAAGAUUAAGUAUCUAAUAAUAAUGCAUCACAUUUGUGAAAGAUUACUGCAUACCUCUAUCAUAAACCCCAUCCUAUUUGGGUGUUUUAACUGUUCAACUUGCAAGUGGUAUUUGUCCUUAUUUUCUGAUAUUAGACUAAAUUAUCAAACUGACUGCAAAAGGAUCAGUAUUCUAUAUGGUUAUUAUGCAUGGUGAGCAUUGAGGGAGAUGUCGUGCUUUACAAAGACAUCCCAUAUACAUUGUCUAUUUUUGUAUUUUAUUUGCCUCAACACCUAGACAUGGCUUGUUUUGUCUGGAACCAUAAUGUCUGGCCUUCUUGCUGGAUAAGUGAGUUAAAUGAUUAUCCAAUUAAAAUAGUAGCUGAAUAAUUUUCUGUCAGUCGACCAAUUAGCGCUUGGAGUUGAAUUUUUUUUUUUUUUUUUAUAAAUGAAUAGUUCCUGCUCUAUUGUCUCAAGGAAGUGUUUUGCACAGGGUGGUAUUCAUGCUUUCAAACAGGUUUAUUUGUGCCGAGAUGAGGAGAGACAGGAGCCAUUUUAAAGCCUUUACUCUUUCACCCUAACUUAAGCCUACUGACCUGUAGUAACCUCCUUUUUUGGUCAAACGCACAAAGAAUCUGGGUGUCUUUUCAAGCACGUUUCACACCGCAAAGCUCACGAGGCGCCACCUGACUGGCCUGUCUCCGAUCAACAAAUUAGCUCACUCCUUGGUACCAGGGCGGCAGCAGAUGGAAAGUGAAUGGAAACGCGCUGUAGCCAUUAAAGUGUUUAUAUUCUACUGUCGUUGAGUGGCCUGGGCAACGGGUCAGGUAUUAUCCAACUGUCAAAAUGUAGAGGAAAAUAAAAAUAUGGUUUCUGCUUGACCUGUAAAAUGUAAAUUGGAUUUGGACGCAUCUCAACACUGUGAAGCCACUCGUUUUCUUUCUAAGACUAGAAAAGUACUUCUGGCAUCGGUUUUACACAACAUACUAUAUCCUAACGCACAGAGGAUCAGGUGGAUCCCUGAUCCACCUUCUGGGCGCAUAUGGCAGUGUUUGCUAACAGUUCUUUUUUUGUUUUUGUUUUUUGCAUUACCUAGCCUUGGUGCAGAACUGGCAUAGUAUGUAUGUUGCUCCACACCAUUCUUAAUAUUCAGCUGCCGACCGUUGUGC